AGAACAUAUGGGCAGGCACGCAGAGCAAACAUUGACGAGGGAAGAACGGUCCCUCAGCUGCCAGAGAAAUCGGUGGACACCGUUUUUCACUAUUAUAUGCCUUCUGCGUGUACCAUCUUCAUCUCCAUUUUCUUCAACCCCACACUUGCAUGACCUGUGCUGUCUAGGCUAGAAGGCGUCGACUCCCUGUUCUGUUGUGUGUCCCUUGUCACAAUGUCCAAUGUGCCUUCAUCUAGAUAUGCUGCUGCAAUAUCAGCCCUUUCCCUCAGUUUACCUGCUGUUAACCCCAACCCACCGCUUACCCCCAAAUCAUCCCUUACCCACAAAUCCCUGACCCCUAAACCACUAGUUGACCCUACCCCCAAACCACCCCUUACCAUCAAACUAUCAUCAUAUCCCCCUUCACCUGAGAUUUUUGGAUCAGAUGAUGAGGAACAGGAGAAUCCAUCUGAUUACUGUAUAGGUGGCUACUACCCGGUGGAAAUUGGAGCAAUAUUCAUUGACCGUUACCAGGUGGUGAAGAAGUUGGGAUGGGGCCACUUCUCCACUGUGUGGCUAGGCUGGGACAUUGAGAAGAGGCGUUUUGUGGCUCUGAAGGUGGUAAAGAGUGGUCCAACCUUCACAGAGACUGGUUUGGAUGAGAUCAAGCUUCUGAAAUGUGUAAGGGACAGUGACCCAUCUGACCCUAAACGAGACACUGUUGUGCAACUUAUCGAUGACUUCAAGGUCUCCGGAGUCAAUGGGGAGCAUGUAUGCAUGGUUCUUGAAGUGCUGGGUCACCAACUGCUGAAGUGGAUCAUCAAAUCAAACUACACUGGCCUUCCCCUGCCCUGCGUUAAGAGCAUCCUCAGACAGGUUUUCCAGGGCUUAGAUUACUUGCACACUAAAUGCAAGAUUAUCCACACAGACAUCAAGCCAGAGAACAUCCUUUUGAGAGUGGAUGAUGUUUACGUCCAGGAGUUGGCAGCCGACACCAACCUACAGGAGCUGCCAGUUUCUCCUGCUCCCACAAGCUGUUCAGAAAAUACCAGUCUAAGAGAGAAGCAGAUUGUGUCAAACUUUUUGGGGAAGUUGACUGUGGCUUUCCAGACUCUUGGGGUUUGGGUUUCCAGGAUCCCGAGGGCCAGGUUGUCGAGAAAGGAGAACAAACAUCAACAGCCGCAACAGGGCGAGGACACUUUAGUUGACCGUCAGAAGAGGGCAAAACCUCAUGUGUCAUUCUCCAAUAUCACCACUCCCUGUAGCACUCCCAGUUCCACCUCUCCCCCUAAGCCUUCAGGUCCUGUGCGUACUACAUGGAUACGGAACCUGCUGCAUGAAGAAGCAAUGGGCUCUGACAGCAAGGAGUCAGUCUCGUCACCGAUAGAAGAUGCACCAUCAUUGACUACAAUGUCUCACUGCUCUAGACAAUCUACAGUGUUGCAUCCUUCUACCCAGAGAGACAACCAGCCCUCACCACCAUCACAUGGGUUCAGUGAAACAGAUAUGUUGGUGAAUCUUCUGAAGCCACAGAAUGCUGAUGAAAUCAGCAUCAAGAUUGCAGAUCUGGGCAACGCCUGCUGGGAGUACAAACACUUCACAGAGGACAUCCAGACCUGUCAGUACCGUUCUGUGGAGGUCCUGAUUGGGGCUGGCUAUGGCACUCCUGCAGACAUCUGGAGCACAGCCUGCAUGGCAUUUGAGCUGGCCACUGGGGAAUAUCUGUUUGAACCCCAUUCAGGGGACAACUUCUCUCGAGAGGAAGAUCACAUUGCUCACAUAAUUGAGUUGCUGGGACCCCUUCCAUCCCAGUUUGCCCUCUCAGGGAGAAACUCCAGGCGAUAUUUCAAUCACAAAGGGCAUCUGAGGCGCAUCUCAAGGCUGAAGCCGUGGAGUUUGUGUGAGAUCCUGCUGGAUAAAUACGAGUGGCCACGGGAGCAGGCAGUCCAGUUCAGUGCCUUCCUCCUCACCAUGCUGGAGCCCCUCCCAGAGAAGAGAGCCACCGCUGCCCAGUGUCUAAAACAUCCCUGGAUCUCCUCAUAGACAUCAUACUGUUACCUAGUGUCUGAACCCCUCUGGAUCCCCUCAUGGACACAGAGUCGCCAUCACUGCCCAGUGUCUGAACCACCCUGGAUUACAUCACAGACACAGCCGUCUCACCGAGGCCACAGAGGUUACAGAGGUGAAGUCCCAUAAUAUGAUGAUGAUUUCAAGGGCAAUUCCACCCAUUUUAAACCUCAUGUCAUUAUCUCAAGCACAAUGCCAGUGUCUAAAUAUGAAAUUAGCGUAUUUCUACUUUUUGUAGAACAAAAUAUAAAUUUAAAAAGUUAAACGCGAUGACAUCAUCAGAAGUUGAAACAUAAAAAAAGAAAAAGUGAUUUUCUAACACUGUGAGAUACGCGGCAACGUGUAGCAAGAAAAUACCCUCCCUCUGACUAGAAACUUGUUGCAGGUUUAGAAAAUCCGUUUCUCUUACUUUUAAUCCUACCCUGUGAUGUCACAGAGAAGUCUUUUUUAGGACCUUAUCUGUUUAACCACAGAUCAUAGAAACGUGCUGUUUUCACAUACCGUAUGUAGACAUUGGCUUGGUGCUGGUGAUAAUUAUGAGGUUGAAAAGUGGCAGAAUUGCCUUUAAAGUGGGGGAGGGGGUUUUGUGGGUCACGUAUGAAAUUCAGCAAGUGUUAUUUUUUUCAGCUGAUUUUCAUCAUGUGCUAUUUUUCUGUUUGCUCUGCGAGAGCAAUCAAUUAUCUAUAUUUUGUCGGGUGAUUUGAAGCGUUUGAUGUGGAGAAAAUAACUUUUGAUAUGGCGAGAUGACAUGAGAAACAAAUCCAGUUUAUGUAAAACUGUCACUGUUUAAUUUUACAGCUCUCUUUAGAUAUUCAUUUGAUAUUCCAGAUUAUUUCUGAUGUGAUGGCCUGUGUUCAGAUUAUUCAAAUUGGAGCACAUCAAUGACCAAAAUCAUAAAGAAGGCAAGACUUACUGGAAUACUGCCUUUUCAAAAGGACACUGGGAACAUUACUUUUGUUGUUGUCUUUCAUUGAAUAAAUGCUAUUUGUUUAUACAAGGC
Messenger RNA from Oncorhynchus tshawytscha (Chinook salmon), 3046 nucleotides. RefSeq names its product SRSF protein kinase 2. The transcript is spliced from 15 exons. The record is from RefSeq and is a predicted model, not a curated record. The coding region runs from base 214 to 2022 and encodes 602 amino acids. NCBI's taxonomy places the organism in Eukaryota, Metazoa, Chordata, Actinopteri, Salmoniformes, Salmonidae. Gene Ontology annotation, molecular function: protein kinase activity; ATP binding. Gene Ontology annotation, biological process: spliceosomal complex assembly; regulation of mRNA processing; protein phosphorylation.